GUGGAGCGGCCGCGGGCAGUGAUGGCGGCGGGGCCGGGCCGGGGUUCCCCGGGAACGGCUCGGAAUUCCCCGGGAACGGGCCGGAAUUCCCCGGGAACGGGCCGGAAUUCCCUGGGGAUGCUCCGCGCGCUGCUCGUGGCCGCGCUGGCGGCGGCCCCGUGCCCGUGCCGGGGGAACUCGGUGCACCGCAAGAUUUACAUCCCGCUGAACCACACGGCGCCCUGCGUGCGCCUGCUCAACGCCACGCACCAGAUCGGCUGCCAGUCUCCCGUUUCUCCCCAGCCUCGGCUGAGCGGCAACACGGGCGUGAUCCACGUGGUGGAGAAGGAGCAGGACCUGGAAUGGGUCCUGGCCAAGGGCCCCCACCCCCCCUACAUGAUCCUGCUGGAUGGGAACCUCUUCUCCAGGGAGAUUUUGAUGCGGUCUGAAGGGAAACUCCCGGGUUUCCGGCCUGGCCGUGGCCGCUGCCUCUCCCCCCCCCCUUCCAAAGGAUUUUCCCCGGGAUUGAAAUGUCCCAACGAUGGAUUUGGGCUGUACUCGGACUCCUACGGGCCGCAGUUCGCGCACUGCAACGGCUCCGAGUGGAACCCGGGCGGCUCCGGGCUCUCCCACGAGGAUUUCCCCUUCCCCAUUUUCCUGCUGCAGGACGCCAACGAGACCCAGCUCAUCAAAGAGUGUUUCCGAGCCCACAACGUCCCCGAGGGCCCGGGCGCGGCGCCGCGGUUCCCGCUGUGCGCCAUGCAGCUCCUGGCUCACAUGCACGCCGCAGCCAGCACCGUCACCUGCAUGCGCCGCAGCUCGCUGCAGAGCGCCUUCAGCAUCAACCCAGAGAUCGUGUGUGACCCCCUGCUGGAUUACAACGUCUGGAGCUCCCUGCAGCCCAUCAACGCCUCGGGCCGGCUGCCGCCCCAGCAGCGCCUGCUCCUGGCGGCCACCAGGGUGGACAGCCACUCGUUUUUCUGGAACGUGGCCCCGGGUGCCGAGGCCGCCGUCGGCUCCUUCGUUUCGCUGCUCGCGGCCGCCCAGGCCCUGCAGGCGGCGCCCGGCGCCCAGAGCCUGCCCAGGAACGUCCUCUUCGUCUUCUUCCAGGGGGAGAGCUUCGAUUACAUCGGCAGCUCUCGCCUGGCGUUCGACAUGGAGCAGGAGAAGUUCCCGCUGCGCCUGGAGAACAUCGGCGCCUUCCUGGAGCUGGGCCAGGUGUCCCUGCGGAACGACUCCGUGCUCUGGAUGCACACGGAUCCCGUGUCCCGGCGCAACGAAUCCGUGGAAUCCCAGGUGCAGUCCGUGCUGGCCGCUCUCCGCGGUUCCGGUUCCCUCUCGGGGCUCUCCCUGCGGGAGCCGGGCGAGUCGCGGCCCCUCCCCCCCUCGGCCCUGCAGCGCUUCCUGCGGGCGCGCGGCGACCUGGCGGGCGUGCUGCUGAGCGACCACCAGGGGGCGUUCCGCAACAGGUAUUUCCAGAGCAUUUACGACACGGCCGAGAGCCUGGGGCUGCGCUACCCCGAGGGGCUGAGCCCGGAGCAGCGCCUGGAAUUCGUCACCGGCACCGCCAAGGCCCUGGCCCAGGUGGCCACGCUGGUGGCCCGGGCUCUGUUCUCCCUGGCCGGGGGAGCUGCCGGCGCCGCCGAGAGCAUCCAGGCGGAUCCCAAAACGGUUGCGCGGCUGCUCUACGGAUUCCUGCUCAACUCCAACAACUCCUGGUUCCAGUCCCUGAUCAAACCCGACCAGAAGGGGAUCCUGGGCCCGUUCCCGCAGCACUACGUGGCCGUGUCCAGCCCCACCAACACCACGCAGCUGCUGCAGGCGGUGCUGGGCAACCUGACCGGGGCCAGCGUCAACCUGAGCCGGGAGCAGUGCCAGAAUCCCGGGAAAACGCCGGGAACGCUGCCCGAGCUCUAUGAGUACUGGUGGGUGCAGGGCCCCCUGGAUGGGAAUUCCACAUCCCGAAUUCCCGGCUGCGUGCGCUCCGGUGUCCGUCUGUCCCCCGCGCUGUCCCCGGCCUUCGAGCUGCGCCGCUGGGACUCGCGGGAAUUCUCCACCUGGACCGAGAGCCGCUGGAAGGACGUCCGGGCCCGCGUCUUCCUGGUGGCCAGCAGGGAGCUGGAGCUGCUGACGCUGGCCCUGGGGGUGCUGGUGCUGCUCCUGUCCCUGCUCUGCACCUUCCUCAUCAAUUCCAAGGCCUCGCUGCUCUUCAGCCUCCCGGCCCCGCCCGGCCCCUCCGGAUACUGAAAAUCCGGGAAAAGCUCCCGGGAAAGCCUCAGGAAUCCCCCCCGGAGCUCCCAGCGCUGGGAAUGCCAGAGGUGUUCCUGGGAAACCUGGAAUUCCAGAUGGGAUCCAUGCCCUGGGGGAGGAAGUCCCAGAAUUCUGGGUGGGAUCCAUACCCUGGGGGGAAAUUCCCAAAUUCUGGGUGGAAUUCAUGUCCUGGGGGGGAAAUUCCCGAAUUCCGGGUGGGAUCCAUGCCCUGGGGGCGAAAUUCCCAAAUUCCAGAUGGGAUCCAUGCCCUGGGGAGAAAUUCCCAGAAUUCUGGGUAGGAUCGAUGCCCUGGAGGGGAAAUUCCCGAAUUCCAGGUGAGAUCAAUGCCCUGGGGGGAAUUUCCCAAAAUCCCUGGUUGGAUUCGAUGCCCUGAGUGAAAAAUUCCCAGAAUUUUGGGUUGCCUGAGUGGCAAAUUCCCAAAAUUUUCCUGGAAUUCCCGGUUUCAUAGGGUGGAGCUUUUCCCAAAAUCCAGAUAAAGGAAGGAUAAAGGAGGGGGGGGUUGGGAAUUGUGAGGAAUUCCAGAGGGUCUGGGAAUGUCCUGAUGGGAAAAGUCCCUUUUUUCCCUGGGAUUUGUAAAUAUUAUAAAUAAAUCUAUGGAAUUCCCUAGGAA
This is a messenger RNA of Vidua macroura (Pin-tailed whydah), 2860 nucleotides long. RefSeq names its product nicastrin (gene NCSTN). Lineage: Eukaryota; Metazoa; Chordata; Aves; Passeriformes; Viduidae. Gene Ontology annotation, biological process: Notch receptor processing; protein processing. Gene Ontology annotation, cellular component: membrane. The record is from RefSeq and is a predicted model, not a curated record.